CGAUGGUUCUCGCAGGCCCCGUACGCAGCUGCCCCGUGACACAUUUCCGGGCUCCGAGUCAGGUGGGGAGCCGGUGUCACAUGAUCGCGAUCGCAGGAGCCGGAAGUGGAGGCGAAGCCGUCGCCGUCCCAUGGUGAUGACAUGGCAUCUGCUAGCUCCAGCAGGGCCACGGCAGGGCUGGCCAGUGAGAAGUCCCAGCUCACUGUGAAAGUUGUGUCAGUGAAACCCAAGGUGCACAGCCGCCAGUCCCGGAUCAACUCCUACGUGGAGGUGAUGGUGGAUGGACUUCCCAGUGAGACCAAGAAGACAGGGAAGCGGAUUGGGAGCUCUGAGCUGUUCUGGAAUGAGAUCCUCAUAGUGAACGUCACAGCUCAAAGCCACCUGGAUCUGAAGGUCUGGAGCUGCCACACCCUGAGGAACGAGCUGCUAGGAACAGCUUCAAUCAGCCUGUGUAACAUCCUGAAGAAGAAUGGUGGGAAAAUGGAGAACACGCAGCUGACCCUGAACCUGCAGACGGAGAACAAAGGCAGCGUUGUUUCAGGCGGAGAGCUGACGAUUUUCCUGGACGGGCCGACUGUUGAUCUGGGAAGCCUGCCUAAUGGCAGUGCCGUGACAGAGGGGUCCCAGCCGCCUGGGAGGGAUCCCAGCUGUAUGGCUCUGGCUACAGAGAGCAGACACCAGCCCCCCAGCACAAACUGCUUUGGAGGUAGAUCCAGGGGACACAGACAUUCAGCUGGAGCGGCCAGACAGAACGCAGGGAAUGGAGACCAAAGUCCCAGCACCAGGGUUCGCCACCGCCAGCAAGUCAAGAGUCCGAGCACAGCAAAUGGCACAGUGAAUGGGGACUCUGCUGGUGCCACCGACGCUGAAGAGGAAAGGUCUGUGGUGGGAGUGACCUCGCCACCUGCAGCAGUGUCAAGCGAGACCCCCGGGUCCACCGCUGCCACCCUUCCUGCUUCAUCCGUCCCUGGGGAGCCAGAGGAGCCGGCCCCUGCCUCAGGCACCCAGUCACCUCAGGCUGCAGCACAGGCCUUGGAAGCUCUACCUCCCGGCUGGGAACAACGAGAGCUACCGAACGGGAGGGUCUAUUACGUGGACCAUAACACCAAGACCACCACCUGGGAGAGACCUCUGCCUCCAGGCUGGGAGAAGCGAGUGGACCCCCGGGGCAGGUAUUACUAUGUGGAUCACAACACCAGGACCACCACUUGGCAGCGUCCCACAGCGGAGUAUGUGAGGAACUACGAGCAGUGGCAGACGCAGCGAAACCAGCUCCAAGGGGCCAUGCAGCAGUUCAGCCAAAGAUUCCUGUACCAGUCGUCCGGCGCCCCGUCUGACAAUGAUCCUCUGGGCCCCCUUCCUCCCGGCUGGGAAAAGAGACAGGACAACGGGCGAGUGUAUUACGUGAACCACAACACGCGGACCACCCAGUGGGAGGAUCCUCGCACGCAGGGGAUGAUCCAGGAGCCGGCCCUGCCGCCUGGCUGGGAGAUGAAAUACACCAGCGAGGGGGUGCGCUACUUUGUGGAUCACAACACUCGCACCACCACCUUCAAAGACCCCCGCCCCGGCUUUGAGUCUGGGAAUAAGCAGGGGGGUUCCCCUGGGGCUUACGACCGAAGCUUUCGCUGGAAAUAUCACCAGUUCCGCUUCCUGUGUCACUCGAACGCGCUGCCCAGCCACGUGAAGAUCAGCGUUUCCCGGCAGACGCUCUUCGAGGACUCCUUCCAGCAGAUUAUGAACAUGAAGCCCUAUGAUCUGCGGCGCAGGCUGUACAUCAUCAUGCGCGGCGAGGAGGGGCUGGACUAUGGCGGCAUUGCGAGGGAAUGGUUCUUCCUCUUGUCCCACGAGGUGCUCAACCCCAUGUACUGCCUGUUCGAAUACGCCGGGAAGAACAACUACUGCCUGCAGAUCAACCCCGCCUCCUCCAUCAACCCCGACCACCUCACCUACUUCCGCUUCAUCGGCCGCUUCAUCGCCAUGGCACUGUAUCAUGGAAAAUUCAUUGACACUGGCUUCACGCUCCCCUUCUACAAACGCAUGCUUAACAAGAGACCCACGCUGAAAGACCUGGAAUCCAUCGACCCUGAGUUCUACAACUCCAUCGUCUGGAUCAAGGAGAACAGCCUGGAGGAGUGUGGCCUGGAGCUGUACUUCAUCCAGGACAUGGAGAUUCUGGGCAAGGUGACAACACAUGAGCUGAAGGAAGGAGGGGAGAGUAUCCGGGUGACGGAGGAGAAUAAGGAAGAGUAUAUCAUGCUGCUGACGGACUGGAGGUUCACGCGGGGUGUGGAGGAGCAGACCAAGGCCUUCCUGGAUGGCUUCAAUGAGGUGGCGCCGCUGGAGUGGCUGCGGUACUUCGAUGAGAAGGAGCUAGAGCUGAUGCUCUGCGGCAUGCAGGAGAUGGACAUGAGUGACUGGCAGAAGAACACCAUCUACCGGCACUACACCAAGAACAGCAAGCAGAUCCAGUGGUUCUGGCAGGUGAUUAAGGAGAUGGACAAUGAGAAGAGGAUCCGGCUUUUACAGUUCGUUACAGGGACCUGCCGCUUACCAGUUGGAGGAUUCGCAGAGCUCAUUGGCAGUAAUGGUCCGCAGAAGUUCUGCAUCGAUAAAGUUGGCAAAGAGACGUGGCUGCCCCGGAGUCACACCUGCUUUAACCGCCUGGAUCUUCCUCCCUACAAGAGCUAUGAACAGCUGAAGGAGAAGCUGCUGUAUGCCAUUGAGGAGACAGAAGGCUUUGGCCAGGAGUAAUGACGCUUGCUCCUUCCCCGGCACCCCUCGGCCGGCCCAGGGCAGAGCAGCGUCUGGAGUAGGCUGCACGCUGGGUGCUCUCGCUCUCAGGGCAGGCAGAGAGCAGUUUGUCUGUCUCCCUCCCGCCCUCCCUGGGAGUUUGUCUGUCACUCUUGUUCCUGGGUUAGGCUGGUGCCAAUGCAGCCCAAUGGCAGACGGGCUGCCCCCCCCACCUCCAAAGCGAGCCCAAGGUGUUAGGGGGGAGACGGACACAAGAGCCCACCCAUAUGCCACUACUGAGGGGGAACGAAGCGGAUGGCUGGGAGGGGGCUGGAUCACUGGCCCCUUGCCACGUGGUGCCCUCCUGGGGGCUGGACCCUGUACAAGUUCCAGUCACCAUCCAACUGCAGCCCAGUGUCUGAGCUCCAGACCUUGGGGUCUUUGGGCCUGCAGCAGGGACCCCGAGAGACGGCAGUGUCCCCCCAAGGCUGGGCAGUAGUGAAGACACCUCCCCCUCCCCGAGCCACUUUGCACCAAAGAAAUGUGUGCAAUCGUUACCUCUGCCACCUGGAAAACGGGCAUUGAAUGAAUGGAAAGCAGAGAAUUCCAAACAAACCCAGUGAUUUCCUGCGGUGUCUUUCCUUUGUUAGUGCACAGAGCUAACGUCCCUUUGGAUUGGGGCUGCUCGGAACGGCCCGAGACAGCAAGGCCGGGUGGGCACUUCUGUCUGGGGAAGCUCCUGCCAGGGCCUAGCGCUGGACAGAGCUUUUUAGCAUUCAAACGAGCAGGGAACUGCUUUUUAAGGGUCGUUUUUCACGUCUAUUUUUCCUGGCGUAUCGAUUAAAGUAACUAAAGCGCCUACUCAGGUGGUGCUGGGUAGUGACGUCCAUGAGCCCAGUCCUGCCCCCAACAGAGGCAAUGGCAAAACUCCCACUGACCUUCAGCCGGCUCCUUCCCAGCCAGUGGGCGGGGGGCGCCCCUACCUGUCAGUUGUGUCUGCACAGGAUGGAUGUGGUUGGGAACUCUGCCCCGAAGGAGUGACCAGUGGGGAGGGCCGCCCCGAGGCAGGCAGACGGGGGCAUAGGCCUGUGCUUUGAUUUGCGAGUGUGUGUGGCCCCCGUGCUCUCUAUUUAACUAUUUCAAUGGAAUGUAUUGCUAGGUGGUGGUGAUGCUCUUUAAUAGGAUUCUAGAGGCUCCGCUCGUGUUUUGUACAGACAACGCGCUGUUCUCUCGCGCUCCGGUCCUGCAGCGACUGCAGCUGAGGGCUGCGAAACGGGCUCUUUCGCCGCUGAAACGAGCAGAGAGCUUUUCACAGCAGUGACCCCUCCCGACUUGCCCUGAGCCCGGCAGCUGAGUGCCCAUGUGCGAAGAGCUCGUGUGGCCUUUGCUCCGUCUGUGGGUUCAAGUGGAAACUCUUGGCCUGAUUCUUCUGUCCUAGACCGCGGUGGAGAGCAGAAGCCCUUGGAGUUACGCUGCUGUAAGUGAGGGCAGAAUCCAGCUCUCUGCUGUUUCCUUAUUCUACAGCCUCUGCCGGCCUAGGCUGCUGCCUCAGAGAGUUCGCCCUUCCCAGGUCUGAGGACAGCAAUGGCCCAAGUGUUGGUGUGUGCGUGGGGGGUGGGCCCCGCAUGCGUGUGAGAGCAUCUGUGUACAUAGCUGUAUAUAAUGAAGUCUAUGGAUACAACAAAUUGCAAUAGCUUUGGAGCGGUAACCUUGAUAGUUUUGUACUGCACCAUCCUGCCUCAGUGAUGCCAAUUUCUUGUGCAAUAAACGAUCAGCAGCUG
This is a messenger RNA of Chrysemys picta bellii (western painted turtle), 4514 nucleotides long. The record is from RefSeq and is a predicted model, not a curated record. Lineage: Eukaryota; Metazoa; Chordata; Testudines; Emydidae.